AUGAGAGUGGUAUUUGAUGGGGUUGAUGAGUAUGAGGUAUUAGAGGAGAUAGUGGUUAUAGUUGUUAACUUGGACACUAAAAGUUGUGAUUGUGGGAUGUGGCAGUGGUCUGAUGUUCCUUGCAGCCAUGCUAUAGCUGUGAUAAUGAAUAUUAGAAAGGAGUCUGGAAAAUUUAUAAAUGUGCAGUUAAAGAAACACAUGUACAUCAACACUUAUAGUGUGACCAUCCAUCAUAUACCAAGACAGUUAUCAUGGCCUAUUGUAGAUGCAAAAGAUUUCCAGCCACUAGAAAAGAAGAGGAAGCUUGACAAACCAAAGAAAGCUAGGACAAGAGUUGCAGCUGAGCCACAGAAGUUGAAAAGGUUUUUCACUUUACAAUGUGGUAUUUGUAAUGGAUUGGGACACAAUAGGAGAACAUGUCCCAAUGCUGCUACAAAGGAGAGAAAGAAGUGA
This is a messenger RNA of Diospyros lotus (date-plum), 453 nucleotides long. RefSeq lists its product as uncharacterized. The coding region runs from base 1 to 453 and encodes 150 amino acids. The record is from RefSeq and is a predicted model, not a curated record. Gene Ontology annotation, molecular function: zinc ion binding; nucleic acid binding. NCBI's taxonomy places the organism in Eukaryota, Viridiplantae, Streptophyta, Magnoliopsida, Ericales, Ebenaceae. The transcript has a single exon.